Messenger RNA from Ornithodoros turicata, 2380 nucleotides. Its product is annotated as matrix metalloproteinase-21-like. The transcript is spliced from 9 exons. NCBI's taxonomy places the organism in Eukaryota, Metazoa, Arthropoda, Arachnida, Ixodida, Argasidae. The coding region runs from base 199 to 2109 and encodes 636 amino acids. Gene Ontology annotation, cellular component: extracellular matrix. The record is from RefSeq and is a predicted model, not a curated record. Gene Ontology annotation, molecular function: zinc ion binding; metalloendopeptidase activity. Gene Ontology annotation, biological process: collagen catabolic process; proteolysis; extracellular matrix organization.
CGGGCUACGGCGCUCGGCGCGGCAGUUUCCGAACUCGGCGCGCGACUUGACCGCGCGUGCACUUUUUUGGCGUCAUGUGAACCUUCAGGAUCCAUUGUCUGCUGUGCGACACAUACACGAAGUCAAUCGUUCCCGCCACCCUUCUGCGAAGUCCAUCUGCAAGGUCUACAUCCAACAAAGAACAGCGCAGGAGCGUGCAUGGCUAUCGCUCGGACAGUGGGUAUGUCAACGCUCUUUCUCCUAGUCAUCAUCUGCAUACUCCUGGCCCACAUCGCAGCAGCCGAGGAAUUUUUCCAGCUCCGCAACCGCCAGGACAUACGACAUCGUGCGCCCCGUGGGCGAAACGAAAAUGUCAUCACCUCUAAAGCGAAAGCCCAGGAAGUACUGAAACGGUACGGAUACCUCCAAUGCGGCCGCCGAAGACACCGAGGGAACCGGAGCGGACCGGAGGACGCAAGCCGGCAACUGCCAACGUGCACUGCACAAGAACUGCGACGGGCUAUUCGCAAAUACCAGCGGAACUACAACAUGCCCGUCACAGGAAAACUGGACUCGGCUACACUUCUUCUAAUGAGCGAGUCGCGCUGCGGAAACCCAGACAUCGAGGCUGGAGAUAGCGCUCACAAGCACCGCACGAGAAAACAUGGACGUCGCCGACCACAACGGCGCGGAAAGCGCGAAGUACGCGCUGCGAACAGAGAAGUCCAGGAAAAGCAGCAUCUAGCGCCUACAUCUCCAGCAGCUGUGGGUGAACCACCACCAACGAACGACUCUGUAGCACGGCGGCAACGCUGGCUUCGUGACUAUGUUAAUAGAAUAGAAAGUAACGCAGUCAACAGACGUUCUGCCCUUCUGCGCGCUACUUUCCAGCAGCGACGUCGGAGCAAACGGUCAGCGACCGAUGUACCAGAAAAGCAACCUUUUCUCAAGAACGUCGUGACAUGGCGUCUGAUUCGAUCAGCGUACAGCAAACAACUGUCAAUGAAUGCGCAAAGGUCUGCUUUGGGUCUAGGGUUUCGCAUGUGGAGUGAAGUCAUACCGCUGAUUUUCGAGGAAGAUCUCCAUUCAGCAAUUUACGAUGUGGACAUAAGAAUUGCAUUCGGAAGAGGAGACCACCUGAACUGCAACAACGAUUUUGAUGGCUAUGGAGGGCAGCUGUCGCACGUAAUCAAAUUUGUGGAGAGCACCGACAUCCACUUCGAUGAUGACGAAUUUCUCACCCUGGGGUCGGAGCAAGGAACUAACCUGGUCAAAGUGGCUGUACACGAAGUAGGACAUGCCUUGGGCCUCUACCAUACACACAGAAAUUAUUCCAUCAUGUAUGCCAUCUACAAUCGCUUCACUCCAAACAACGACUUUGAGCUUGGAUGGGAAGACCGCAAGCUAGCCCAAGACAUUUAUGGUACCUGCGAAUUGCGGUUUGAUACGGUGUUUGACUGGGUACGACAGCGACCCGACAGGAGUCUCAUCUACAACACCUACUUCUUCCAAGGCUACCAUUACUGGAUGUACGAAAACCGCUUCAACAGGACUAGGUAUGGUGAUCCGCUGCAGAUUCAACCUGAGUGGAAGGGCGUCCCAACUCACGUUGAUGGUUUCGUACACGUGUGGACACACGACGACGACAAAACAUAUUUUUUCAAAGGACGCCACUACUACCUGUACAACAACACUAGCGACCAGACAGCACCCGGUUAUCCACGAAACAUCACAGACGACUUCCGUGCUAUUGCUGGAACUGCGUUUCCAAACAUCCCCAGCUACCUAGACUCGGUGUUUUUUGACAAGAGGGAUGGGAAUAUCUACUUCUUCAAAGGAGGUCUGGUCUACGCAUAUGACGUCACUCGUGGUCACGAAGGCUGUUGCCUGCCGGGGUACCCCAGAAAGAUCGUCGAGGAAUACCCAGGAGCUACACCACACAGCAAACUGCCCUACGACCUGGACGCAGUGUACUAUUCGUACACAGACCAAUCCAUGUACUUUUUCAAAGGACCGAGAUAUUGGCAAAACAUUGCCUACAACCCACGCGACCGCAGGAUGACCAACAUUAUUGUUGGGCCCAAGAAGAUUUCCAGCAGGUGGUAUGACAUCUGUGACGUGGAAGCGUGACAGAAUGAGAGGACAGCAGUGACUGUGACAGUGCCUAAAUGUGAUGCCUGCAACAGGUACAUUGUAUGGUGCAAGUGAAUAUACUUUACCAUGGUGCAAAGGACAGUUCUCUUCCUGGUAGACAAGUAUGAGAUGUAUGCUGCUCAAAGUGACAUAGAGCUAAUUGUGCGCAAACACUACUGGGCUUGUAUAUGUAUAAUGUGGCUCUAGAAAAAAAAGAAAAAAAGAAAGCCUACUGGACGGGGCUUCCGUCUUACACAAAUGCAUUACU